GUGUGGUCUGCUGAGUGGAGAUGUCUGAUGAAGAGGACAAGCAGCAGAAACGCUCUGAACUGUGAACUGCAUCUGCUCUCUGUCAUCCAAACAUGACCAGCAAAUACUACGGACGAAAUAAUGUGGAGCUGAGGAUGGUGAUGGUGGGAAAGACUGGUAAUGGGAAGAGUGCCACUGGAAACACCAUCCUGGGACGACAGUGCUUUGAAUCCAAGUUCAGUGCAGCAUCUAUGACUGUGGACUGCUCUAAGGGCAAAGCUACAGUGGAUGGGCAGCAGGUUGCUGUGAUCGACACCCCGGGCCUGUUUGACACCAGAUUUGGCAUGGACAAAACUGCUAAAGAUAUAUGCCAGUGCAUCACUUAUGCUGUGCCUGGACCCCAUGUAUUCUUGGUAGUCAUCAGGCUGGGCAGAUACACUGAUGAAGAAAAGGAAACAGUGCAAAGGAUUCAAGAAAUCUUUGGCCAGGCAGCAGACAGAUACAGCAUGGUUCUCUUUACUGGUGGGGACCUUCUGGAUGACACCACUAUUGAGACGUUCUUGAAUGAAAGCCCAGACCUGCAGCGACUUGUGUCCAGAUGUAAUGGCCAGUACCAUGUCUUCAAUAAUAAGAUACAGGAUCCCUCUCAGGUCAGUGAACUGCUCCAAAAGAUCAGAAAUAUAGUCCAGAGGAACGGAGGAAGCCACUACACCAAUGAGAUGUUCCAAGAGGCUGAGAGGGCAAUCGAAGAGGAGAAACAACGCGUCCUGAAAGAGAAAGAAGAACAAAUACAGAGAGAAAAAGAGGAGCUGGAGAGGAAACUUCAGACAGAGCAUCAAGAACAGCUGAGGAAAUAUGCAGAGCAACUCCAGGCUGAGAAAGAGAGAGAGGGGAGAUUGAGAGAGGAGGAAAUGAGGAGGGAAAGGAUGAGGAGGGAGAGGGAGAGGGAGCUGGAAAGAAGAAGGGAGAGUGAGGACAGAGAAGCAGAAAGAAAGAGGGAGGAAGAGGAAAGACAAAUGAUGAUGGAAGAUAUGAGGAGACGUCUAGAGGAGCAGCGUGAAAGAGAACUAGAAGAGGAAAGAGAAAGAUUGAGAAGGCAAACACCACGACAGGCUGACAGUGAUGAUGACUGUACAAUUCUCUGAUUUGGUUUUCUGACCUUUCUUUGUGUGCCACUGUUCAAACCCACUGUGUAAGAAGGAGGGCUACUGCAGAUCAUUCAUCCCCACAGCCAUCAGACUGUUUAACUCAAGCACCACCUGAACAAUCACUUUCCACUCACCUAGUUUUGUAAUAAAUAUCAUAUAUUAAAAUGACAAUUUAUCCUAAUGCA
Molecule: messenger RNA, 1312 nt
Organism: Acanthopagrus latus (yellowfin seabream)
Lineage: Eukaryota; Metazoa; Chordata; Actinopteri; Spariformes; Sparidae
Product: GTPase IMAP family member 9-like
Exons: 2
Coding region: 93-1124 (343 amino acids)
Molecular function (GO): GTP binding
Source: RefSeq, a predicted model, not a curated record